AUGGGCCAGACUUACCAGCAGUCACUAACCUGCCUACCCUGCACCUCCCAACUCGCCUACCCUGCACCGCGCCUCCCGCCUACCAACCCACACCCACACCAGGGAGCCACCCAGGCACCGUAUUCCUUUGACCAAGCCGUUCCAAUCAAGACGGCCUUACCCACGCCGUGCGGUUCAAGGUCGAUGGUUCCGUCUCACGACGAGGAGCCUCGCCCCCGCCCACUGUCGGUUCACAACUCGGAAAGUGAGAACCUGAGGGAGGCUCUUAAUGAGCCCGACCCCUUCUCCCUCCCACCAGCGCUCGCCCCAUCCACGCCUUCUGCACCGGAAGAAAGGUUCUCUAUCAACUACGCCCCGCGUUCCCCGGCUACCAAUGCCAACGCCGAAGCGUUUCACCCCGGACGGGCUCCAGGCGAGGCCGUGUUCAGGGACGAGCCAACAUUUGACUCCGUGCCCCAGCCGCGGCGCCCCUCCUACACACAUAGAUUCGUUGCUAGCUCUGCGCCGCCUGACGUGCCGCUACCCUCUCCCUUUGCCAUAAACUUGAGCAGUAGUGCUCCUGUUUAUCCUACCCAGUGGACCCCUAACAGGGCGCGGGACCAGGACAAUGGCAUGAACCGACAGCGUCCCGGCGGAAUAGUCUACCGCAGCGUCCGGCCGCCUCCUGGCUUUGACACUGUUGACUCUACCGAGUCCCAUGCCGAGCCCUCGUGGGCUCCAACUCCUCUUCAGGGCGUUGGCAGACCUAGAGCCUUCGAGCCCCUCGCCAAUGGUAACGCCAACACUGGCACGGGUGGCACCAAUACCCUCAGUGAUAACUUCGACGCGGGUGUCAGCAUAACCGACCAAAACACCAACAACGGCUACACCACCAUCACCUCGCCCAUUCCCACCUAUCCCAGUACCACCAUAGCUGCCCCGCCCCCUAUCUACCACUCCCGCACCACCACGGACGCCCCUCCCACUUAUCCCACCGUCUCCUCAGACCGCCCGCCGGCCUAUACUCCAUUUUACUACGGCGAUGAGGGCGACAUCGAGGACAUCCAUGACAGCCGCCUCCGGACGAAGCUCAACCGCCUUCUCUUCCGGUCCGCGGUCAUGACCAUGGCCACGCUAUACCCCAGCUUCCCGGCCCCGAUCUACGAUCUGGAGGACGAGGAUUCCGAAGCAGACGCGGAUGAUGAUUUUGACUUUGACGACUUCCAACCCAUCCCCAGCGCGGUGACCACGCCGCCUGUCCAGGGACAGGUCGAGCAUGGCCACAUCCCCAUCGUCGCCACCCUGCCGCUUCACUCGCUGCCGCCGCCGCAGCAACAGGGCAUCACGGCGAACAAUGCCAUCUCCUCCAGCUCCGGCUGGGCGAUCCCCCUCUUCUUUGAGGAGGACACAGACGACGAGGAAGACAGCGAUGAAUAUGAAGACGACGAGGACUCGAACUGGUCCACGUCGUCAUCCGUGAGCUCCCUCAUCACAGCGCAGAUCUUUUCUCCCCGCGCGGACUCGCCGCCGCCGGUGUCUGCGUUUGACUUUUCGGAUGAUGAUUAUGACGACGUUGACGACGAUGACGAUGACAAUGACGAUGACGAUGACAAUGACGAUGACGAUGACGAUGAUGAUGAUGAUGAUGAUGAUGACGUGGGCCCAUCGACCGAUUCCAAGGCUGACCAGCUCGAUUUUGAGCUGGAGCUGACCAACUUCUUCCCGGCGGAGUGGGACUGGGAACCGCUGCUCCGGCAGUUAGCUGAUUUCUAA
This is a messenger RNA of Chaetomium globosum CBS 148.51, 1752 nucleotides long. RefSeq lists its product as uncharacterized. Lineage: Eukaryota; Fungi; Ascomycota; Sordariomycetes; Sordariales; Chaetomiaceae. The record is from RefSeq and is a predicted model, not a curated record. Bases 1 to 1752 code for a protein of 583 amino acids. The transcript is spliced from 2 exons.